Messenger RNA from Haliotis rubra (blacklip abalone), 814 nucleotides. Its product is annotated as caveolin-1-like. Gene Ontology annotation, cellular component: caveola. NCBI's taxonomy places the organism in Eukaryota, Metazoa, Mollusca, Gastropoda, Lepetellida, Haliotidae. Gene Ontology annotation, molecular function: molecular adaptor activity. The coding region runs from base 59 to 442 and encodes 127 amino acids. The record is from RefSeq and is a predicted model, not a curated record. The transcript has 2 exons. Gene Ontology annotation, biological process: caveola assembly.
UGGACAUUAGUAGAUUCUGCUGCUGUAAAGUACUGUUAGACAAGGCUACUGUUACAAAAUGGGCGAUAUUGAUUUGGAAAACCGAGAUCCCAACAACAUCAAUGACCAUUUGAAGGUUCAGUUUGAGGAUGUCUUGGCUGAGCCCGAAGGUGCCCACAGCAUUGACUGUUGCUGGAAGUGCACCAAUACAUGCUUCAACUGCGCCUUCAAAUGCUGCUACAUGCUGAUGACCCUGUGUGGACCUCUGUACGGUCUCCACUACGGUUGCAGUUACGCCAUGCUUGCCUGUGCUCACAUCUGGCAGUACACGCCCCAGAUCAGAGCUUGCGAGAUCAACUGCAUCAUGUAUAAAAAGGUGUACACCAUCUGCCUCAACUGCUUCCUAACGCCAUUCUGCGAGUCCUGCGGUGCCUUCUUCAGUAGGAUUCAAGUCAAACAAUAACACAAAGACCAUACCCUUACGCUUCACUAUGUAUAGCAUGUAUGGGACGCUGAUCCGGAUAAAUCACACAUUUCAAGUAUCAUAUAUGGUCAUGUUCUGAUAUCGAGUACAAUCUUAAUGCAGUAACUUAGGAAGCGUUACUUUGAAACUAUGUAUUCAGUUGUUUAACCCAAGACAAGAUUUAUCGCUAUUUGUUUCGACCUGGAGAUUAUGUACACUAUGUUUAUAUUUUGCCUUUCGAAAACUACAGGACAAAGGUAUGGUGCUCUGAUGUCUUCAAAGACCAUGAUGACAACAUACACAGCACAGUAUAAUCUUGUACACUUUUAGUAUUGCAAUCUUUUAAAAUCAAUAAACUUUCUAUGCAAAUUA